This is a messenger RNA of Erinaceus europaeus (western European hedgehog), 1764 nucleotides long. RefSeq names its product thyrotropin-releasing hormone-degrading ectoenzyme-like. Gene Ontology annotation, molecular function: metalloaminopeptidase activity; peptide binding; zinc ion binding. The coding region runs from base 1 to 1764 and encodes 587 amino acids. Gene Ontology annotation, cellular component: cytoplasm. Lineage: Eukaryota; Metazoa; Chordata; Mammalia; Eulipotyphla; Erinaceidae. The transcript has 7 exons. Gene Ontology annotation, biological process: peptide catabolic process; proteolysis. The record is from RefSeq and is a predicted model, not a curated record.
AUGGCCCUGGACGGUGAGCGGGGGGAGCAAGAGGAGGAGAAGAAAAAGAAGAAGAAGAAAAAGAAGAGGAAGAAGAAGGAGGAAGAGGAGGAGGAGGGGGCCAAGAGCAGCUCACCCUUCGCGGCCACCAUGGGCGAGAACGACGCCGCUCACCGGGCCGGCGGCAGGGGGCUGUCGGACCCGUGGGCAGACUCCGUAGGGGUGCGACCCCGAACCACCGAGCACCACAUCACCGUGCACAAGCGACUGGUGCUGGCCUUCGCCGUGUCCAUCGUGGCGCUGCUCGCGGUCACCAUGCUCGCCGUCCUGCUCAGCCUGCGCUUCGACGAGUGCGGGGCGAGCACAGCACCGGGCGCCGACGGCGGUCCCGCGGGCUUCCCUGCGCGGGGCGCUAACGAGAGCUCCCCGGGCUCGACCCGGCGCAACCACCACGCAGGUGAGGACUCCCCGCAGCCCGAGACGGCGGGGGAGGCCACCCCUGGGUCUCCGAGCGCCCAGCCACCGUCGGAAAAGGAGCGGGAGCAGUGGCAGCCAUGGACGCAGCUGCGCCUGUCGGGCCACCUCAAGCCCCUGCACUACAAUCUGAUGCUCACCGCCUUCAUGGAGAACUUCACCUUCUCGGGGGAGGUCAACGUGGAGAUAGCGUGCAGGAACGCCACCCGCUACGUCGUGCUGCACGCUUCCCGGGUGGCGGUGGAGAAAGUGCAGGUGGCUGAGGACCGGGUGGCCGGGGCAGUCCCCGUGGCUGGCUUUUUCCUCUACCCGCAGACCCAGGUCUUGGUGGUGGUGCUGAACAGGACCCUGGAAGCGCAGAGGAAUUACAACCUGAAGAUCAUCUACAACGCCCUGAUAGAGAACGAGCUCCUGGGCUUCUUCCGCAGCUCCUACGUGCUCCAUGGGGAGAGAAGGUUCCUCGGUGUUACUCAGUUUUCCCCUACACAUGCCAGAAAGGCAUUUCCUUGUUUUGAUGAACCCAUCUACAAGGCUACUUUCAAAAUCAGCAUCAAGCAUCAAGCAACCUAUUUAUCUUUAUCCAAUAUGCCAGUGGAAACUUCUGUGUUUGAGGAAGAUGGAUGGGUAACAGAUCACUUUUCACAGACCCCACUCAUGUCUACAUAUUUUUUGGCCUGGGCAAUCUGCAACUUCACAUACAGAGAAACUAUCACCAAGAGUGGGGUUGUAGUGCGGUUGUAUGCACGACCCGAUGCUAUCAGAAGAGGAUCUGGUGACUACGCUCUCCACAUAACAAAGAGAUUAAUAGAAUUUUAUGAAGACUACUUUAAAGUGCCCUAUUCCUUGCCAAAACUAGGGAUCUCAUUCACUCUCGUAUUUGGCUUUCUGAUGGAGGCUGCUGUUUCACAGAGAAGUGCUUCAGAUUUCCUCAACCCUUCCUCUGCAACAGCUUUUAGUUCACAGAGCAUCAUGGCUGUGACUUCUAGCAUUGCCAUGUGCUGUGCUUUGAAGGUACCAAGAUGGUACCACCUGCUACUGGUCAGGGUUUCUAAAGUCUUGAGAUUUUCUCCCCCACUCCUGACCAAGCUUGCUGAUACUCACUUGUGGCUAAAUGAGUUACUUAAGAAGUCACAGUUGGAGGACAGCUGGAUCUCACUUGAUAAUCCAAAUUUUGUCCACAUACUGCUAAUGGCUGUGAAAAAAGGGAAUUCUACUCAAGCAUCACGUAGCCUAGGCAAUUCUCCUUUUGACUCGCUUAAAUUGGAUGCUUUUGGAUUUUCUUUGAAUCCUAGCCAACUGAAUUUAUUAUGA